GGCUCGUUUGGUGAUCCAGUCCUCCACCCAUGGGAAGCUGCAGCAGCAUGAAGGUUCAUCAAUUCGCACGUGGACUCUGGGAGGCUCACGAACCCUCCCUCACUCUUGGCUGCAAGCGCUUACGCCCUCUCGCUCCCAAACUCCCCAACUCUCCUACUUCUUCUACUACUCUUGACACUCACAAUAUUACUACUACUGCUAUUUCUACUUCCCCUAACUCAUCCAUCGCUCCUUUCGAUCUCAAGAGCUUCAUCAGACCUGAAAGCGGCCCCCGCAAAACCGGGUCCUCCGACGUCGACAAGAAAGACUCGCCUCCGGUUGAGACGCACCCGGGAGGGACACGGUGGAAUCCAACGCAAGAACAGAUAGGUAUACUGGAGACUCUGUACAGGGGAGGAAUGCGCACUCCUAACGCCCAACAAAUAGAGCAAAUCACGGCUCAGCUCAGCAAGUUUGGGAAGAUCGAAGGAAAGAACGUGUUCUACUGGUUCCAAAACCACAAAGCCCGCGAGCGACAGAAGCAAAAGCGCAACAGCCUCGGCCUCAGCCACAGCCCCCGAACUCCUACUCCCAUCACCAUAGCUAACUUGGACAUCUCUAGGGGAGACGUGGAAAGAGACCGGGAAGAUAGUACUAGUCCGUACAAGAGGAAGUGCAGGAGCUGGGGAUUUGAAUGCUUAAUGGUAGAAGAUCAUAGUAGUACUAGAUCAUUAUAUAAUAACAACUAUAGACCAGAGGAGGGAGAUAGAACUCUGGAGCUUUUCCCACUACACCCGGAAGGCAGAUGAUCAUGAUGAGGGGGAGUUUUCGGGAAAUAAUAACAAUUCUUCCUCAUCAUAUUAUUUCUCAGCUUUUUUUUUUUUUGGUUAUGCGGCCAGGCCAGUCUGCCAUGAUCAGAUGUGCUUUUAUUUCCUUUUUCUUUCUUUCUUGGCUUCGGGAAAGAAGAAAGAGAAGUUGUCUCUCUCUCUCUACUCUGCUAGCUAGCUGCCUUAUUGGAACCAAA
This is a messenger RNA of Morus notabilis, 1003 nucleotides long. Its product is annotated as WUSCHEL-related homeobox 4. Gene Ontology annotation, cellular component: nucleus. The coding region runs from base 30 to 788 and encodes 252 amino acids. NCBI's taxonomy places the organism in Eukaryota, Viridiplantae, Streptophyta, Magnoliopsida, Rosales, Moraceae. The record is from RefSeq and is a predicted model, not a curated record. The transcript has 3 exons. Gene Ontology annotation, molecular function: DNA binding; DNA-binding transcription factor activity. Gene Ontology annotation, biological process: cell division; phloem or xylem histogenesis; procambium histogenesis.